This is a messenger RNA of Salvia splendens (bonfire salvia), 3843 nucleotides long. RefSeq lists its product as uncharacterized. Gene Ontology annotation, molecular function: chromatin binding. The record is from RefSeq and is a predicted model, not a curated record. Bases 2347 to 3660 code for a protein of 437 amino acids. Lineage: Eukaryota; Viridiplantae; Streptophyta; Magnoliopsida; Lamiales; Lamiaceae. The transcript is spliced from 7 exons.
UAUAUUUACUACCGCAGUAAAUAUUUUCGUCCUGCGUAAAAUUUAUUCCCCUGAAAAUUCUUCAAAGGUUUUGAAACUGAAGAAUGAAGAACACGAAGCAACAGCAACUGAUGAAAUUGGAACUAGCGAGCGAAACCAUUUCUGGAUGCUGAGAGGAUGGGAAGAGCGGGUAAUUUCUCAGAAAAGGGGCUGCAUUAUUCACUUUACCUUAAGGGGGAGUUGCCUCCUUGUUGUGGUGGAGGUAGAGAGGGGUAUAAAUCAUAUGAUCUAUUCAUCGACUGGAGACUACUUACGUUCUUUUGAGUCCACGAGCAGAGUCCAUGCUGGAACAAGGUGGAAAUCAAGAGAAAAUGCCAUUAUGUUUCUCAUGUCAGUGACCUCAGGAGGCAGCUUAAUCUCUGCAGAUUCAAUUUGUUUUGGGGGAAUGGAUCAUUGGACUGAUAAGUAGAAAUGGAUUGAGCAAUAGACAAUUAAUUUUCCAAUUGAAGAAUGUAUGCCGUUUGAAGUACCUGCAAUGGUCGAGCAAUAUACUUUCCUUCGUCACUUCUACAAUGAUAAAGAUGAGUUGGUCAGCACUGAACAUAUGAAAUGCUAUACCCACUGAAUGGGUGUCUACAAAAUCACCAACUCAGAAACAGAAGGAUAUGAGGUGAAUAAGGCCAUGAGAUUUACUUAAGGUAAUUGCAAGCUGUCCCCGCAGAUAAAAGGAAACACUUACAUUCAUAUAUAUAGCAUGCAUAUGAUUACUAUGGAUAUCGCAAUUCUUCAUAGACAUAAAUAUGACUGCCAUAGAUGUUUCAGAUGUACUUCAGUAUAGUACCUGGUUUGCAGUGACAACUUGGAUUAUGCAAAUCUAUUUGAGACCUGGUUUCCAUCUGCAUCUUCAGUGAGCUUGGCUUGGAUAAAGGUUAGGCUGUUGAUUGACAGCUAUGAAUGUGUGUAUGCUUGCGAUAUUUAUUACUGGGUAUUUGUAAGUUGGAAAAAAAAAUUAAACUUUGAAAAGAGUAUUAUUUUGAGACAAAUCAAAAUCAGGUACGUGUAGGCCGUAACGUCAUCAUUAGGUGUAAUUAAUUUGAUGCUCUGUGGCUAUAUAUGGAUUUAUUUAUCUUCUGCACUUUCCAAACAAUUCUUCUUCUAUCGAGCUUUGGAGUCAUCGCCUCAGUCUGUAUUGAGUUCAGGGUAACAGUGUAGAUACUUGGGAAUUUUACUGUAAUAGCGUGUUUGUUAGAACAAUUUAUCAUCAUGUCACUCUAGUAAAACUCUCACUUAAGGUCCUGCAUAUUUUGUAGUUUUAAUUUCCAUUACUAAGCCUCGCCUCCUGUACUGGUGAGAAUGGAGGCAGAUAUGUUGGUUUAAUGAAAACUUGUAAUUGCUUGAACUUUUAUUGCAGCAUCCUGGCUCUUCCCCUAGGAUAUGAUUCAGAAGCGACUAAAAAAGCUUUAGAUCGCUACUCCAUUUUAUUGGAAGACUUGUCAUUAUUUAAGCAUACGCAUGCAUACAUUUAAUGUGAUUCACCCUUUGAAGGUUUGCUGAAAAAGAAGUCUGCCUAUUCUAUAAAUUUUACUAAAUGAAGAUAAAAUCUUCCAUUUGUAGUAAGUUUCUGAUGUUGGAUCUUGUAAAUAUAAUUUUAUAUGUACUGUUGGAGAGUAACAGAUUGGGUUAACUAAUAAGCAUUCGCUUCCUCUGUAUAUUUCAUCUAAUAGAAAUUGUUUUGUGUUUGAAAAAGACUAUUGUUUUAUGUUGAAUGUCUGUCUGCUAACCUAAGAAACCUGCCUAACCCAAAUUGCUUGUAAGUCUCUUGUCCUCAAGGUUUCGGAAGAAUCAAGAUCCCUGUUGUCACAUCCUUUUCAUCAUUGUCUGGGUCUCAGGGAUAGUGUGGUUUUUCUACACUUUAAUAGAAGCAUCUAUUAAAAGGAGACACUUGACAUUGACAUGUAGGGUUGUAACGUCUUUGAAUUGCAUGUUAAAUUUCCUAACUGCAUUUGGUUCUGACUCUUGUUGAUCAGAUGGUUCAUUAUACUUUGCCUCUUAGCCAUCCCUCUGAGCUGCCUUCAUAUUUGCAGUAAAUUUCUUGCUAGUUUCAUAUCCACUUAUAAAAUUAAUUGUAAAUUAGGAAUGAGAUUAUGUAUAUGUAACUGACAAAGUGGUGUAAUCAAGAAGUUAUUCUGGAUCAUUUUCUAAAGUUAACAUAUAUAUCAACAAAGUUUGGCUUUCCAUUGCAGAUCAGCAGAGAAUGGCAUCAACGCAGCAUUUGAAACAUCUUUUGUUCCAAACCACCCGUUUCUCCCAGCGUACUAGCUCCAUGGUGGUUUAUUAUUUAUACUGAUACCAUUGCUCAGACAAUUUAUGGCAAACGACUCAGAAACAGUGUGGUUUGGUGCCGCUUGGAUAUGUAGCAAGCAGCUGAAGCAUUAUAAAGCUUUAUGCAGGAACGGAACUAAGAUACCUGUACAUUCAGUAGUAUGGAUUCUGGGUGGAGGAGGAAAAGACUACCUUGGUUAUGUAGAAGAUAUGUAUGAGACCCUUCAAGAGGAGAAAAUGGUAAGAGUGCGAAGGUUUCUUUUCCCCGAGGACAUCCAGCAUCUGAUGCCUAAGCUAUGUUCGGAUUCGGGAGAAGUUUUCAUCACUUCGACCGAGGAGCAGCUUAGUGCAAAAGAAAUUGAUGGUCUAGCUUCGGUUUUGACACCUAUAGAUUUUAAAAAGUGUGACGAAGUUCUUCCCCUUAAUUUGUCACUUAAAAUUUUUACUUGCCAUAGAGAAUUUAAAAGUAACAGUGUCAGCACCUUCAACAUAACUGAAUUAUGUGGCUACUAUGCACAACCCGUUCUCUCCACCCUGAAAUAUUUCUUUCCUGAGCCGAGUGAUGGUAUCGAAAAUUCUAAUCAAGAAGGAGAUGACUGUAGUCCUCAGAAUCAAGCAGUUUUAACUUGCAAGAGAAAUGAGAUCCUCAUUGGGGAUCAAAUUGUCUCGGAAGUUGAAGCUGAUCUGCACAAUGUAGCCAAAGAUAAUCAAGCUGCAAAACGUGGACCUGCUAAUCAGUGCUUGAAAAUCAAACAGGCAAUGAAGGGGCUUGUUCCAGAUAAUCCUUUGACUGGGCCACAGAAUCAUAUGUUGUCUCGCGUUAAUGAAAAUAUUGAGCUUCUUAGUCAGGAUAGUGGUAUGCGAGGCUGCUGGGUUAGGUGCAAGAUCUUGCGCUCAUCAACUAAUUAUAUGAGAGUUCAAUACUGUGAUGUGACAGAUGCUGACGUAGGUGGGAAACUGGAGGAAUUGGUGGUGGCACCCAGAGAGCCAGCUGCUGAUAGAUUGGGUCUGAGGUGUGAAGGACGCCUUACAGUGAGGCCAUGGCCUAGCUGGUAUUCAUCCGAUGCAAGGUUUGAGGUCGGGGCAUCAGUUGAUGUGUGGCGGUGCCCUGGCUGGUGGGAAGGUGUUGUCAUUGGUUUCGACCCAUCUGCUGAAAAUAACCUCCAAGUUUACUUCCCUGGCGAGAACGUGCUCAUGAGCGUGAAGAUGAGAAACGCUAGAGUUUCAAAGGAUUGGGUUGACGAAAAAUGGGUGGAUAUUAUGGCAAAUCAUGAUAUACUUGCACUGGUAACAUCAUGUCUGAAUGCAAAGCCAAAAGUGUCGCUUCCAGAGAGUUCUGGCGACCGAGAGAGCGAUUGAAGAGCUGGGCGUACACAAAGUGUGGAGACUCCAAGAUGCCCAAGCACAGCCACCUAGCCAUUAAGAUUUUAAACGCAGUACAACUGCUGGUGUAUGUGCACCACAGUAUGAUGAAUUACAGUACAUGUUUUUAAGGAAACUUCUCUCCUUUCUUUUUUCAAUUUUAUUUAUUUCGAGUCUUAA